AUGGCGACGUCCACACUUGCAGCCAGUGGUGGCCACUGGUUCUUGGCUUUGGCUCUCGGGGUGACUCUUCUCAAAUGCCUUCUCAUCCCCACCUACCAUUCAACGGACUUUGAAGUACACCGAAACUGGCUUGCUAUUACUCACAGUUUGCCAGUAUCUCAGUGGUAUUAUGAGGCAACUUCAGAAUGGACCUUGGAUUACCCCCCCUUUUUUGCAUGGUUUGAAUAUACCCUAUCACAUAUUGCCAAAUACUUUGAUCAAAAGAUGCUUAAUAUCCAUAACCUGAACUACAACAGCUCAAGAACAUUGCUUUUCCAGAGGUUUUCUGUCAUCUUGACAGAUGCACUCUUCAUUUAUGCUGUUCACGAGUGCUGUAAAUGUAUUGAUGGAAAAAAAACAAGCAAAGAACUUACAGAGAAGCCAAAGUUUAUUCUGUCCGUACUACUGUUGUGGAACUUUGGGUUGUUAAUUGUAGACCAUAUUCAUUUCCAGUACAAUGGCUUUUUAUCUGGAUUAAUGCUGCUCUCCAUUGCACGGUUAUUUCAGAAAAGGCAUUUGGAAGGGGCAUUUUUCUUUGCUGUCCUCCUGCAUUUCAAGCACAUCUACCUCUAUGUAGCACCAGCCUAUGGUAUCUAUCUGCUGCGAUCUUACUGUUUUACUGCAAGCAAACCAGAUGGCAGUGUCCGAUGGGACAGCUUUAGCUUUGUCCGUGUCAUUUCCCUAGGACUGAUUGUUUUCCUAGUCUCUGCUCUUUCAUUGGGCCCUUUCAUAGCCUUGAACCAACUGCCACAAAUCUUUUCCCGACUUUUUCCUUUCAAGAGGGGCCUUUGCCAUGCCUACUGGGCUCCCAACUUCUGGGCUUUGUACAAUGCUUUGGACAAAGCACUGUCUGUCAUUGGUUUGGAAUUGAAACUUCUUGAUCCCAACCAGAUUCCCAGGGCCUCCAUGACAAGUGGUUUGGUUCAGCAAUUCCAGCAUACAGUCCUUCCCUCAGUUUCCCCUUUGGCAACCCUCAUCUGUACACUGAUAGCCAUACUGCCGUCUGUUUUCUGUCUUUGGUUUAAACCCCAAGGGCCCAGAGGCUUUCUCCGAUGCCUGGUUCUUUGUGCCUUGAGUUCCUUCAUGUUUGGAUGGCAUGUUCAUGAAAAAGCCAUACUCCUUGCAAUUCUCCCAAUGAGCCUUUUGUCUGUGGAAAAAGCAGGAGAUGCGACAAUUUUUCUGAUUCUGACCACGACAGGACAUUACUCCCUCUUCCCUCUGCUGUUCACUGCCCCAGAACUUCCCAUUAAAAUUUUACUCAUGUUACUAUUUACCAUUUAUAGUAUCUCCUCUCUGAAGACACUAUUCAGAAAAGAAAAACCUCUUUUCAAUUGGAUGGAAACAAUCUACCUCCUCGGCCUGGGGCCUCUGGAAGUCUGCUGUGAAUUUGUAUUCCCUCUUACCUCCUGGAAGCUGAAGUACCCCUUCAUUCCUUUGUUGCUGACCUCAGUGUAUUGUUCAGUGGGCAUCACAUAUGCCUGGACUAGGCUGUGUGUUUCAGUGUUGACUGGCUGUCUUGUCAGCAAGACAAAGAAGCAAUGAAUAAAGAAGUGUUUGGAUGAAAGCCAAGCAAUUACUUCAUGGACUAUUAAUCAGAACUUGAAGAAAGUUGCCAGUAGCAGGAUCUAUUUAUUUAGUAGAUCUGUUUAAGGACCAUUCUUCCACACUUGGCCUUGCCCUGCCUAGCAACCUGAUUGUUUCCAUGGUGAGAAGCCACUUGCCCUCUCUAAGCAACAAAACACAUUCGAGAAAGCUCUUGCUUUCUUCUAUUAAAAUAGCCUGCUGUGCCCACUGAAGGUAAACCAGGAGGUGAUUAACAGCAUAAUUUUCUGUAGCUGGUACUGACCGUUGUUAGGAUGUAAUGCAUAAUUAGAUUCUAUACCUAAGGAAUUACAAAUAAAAUGCCAUUUUAUAUUUAUUUAUAAAA
This is a messenger RNA of Phodopus roborovskii (desert hamster), 1966 nucleotides long. It is a transcript of the gene Alg8, whose product is annotated as ALG8 alpha-1,3-glucosyltransferase. Lineage: Eukaryota; Metazoa; Chordata; Mammalia; Rodentia; Cricetidae. The record is from RefSeq and is a predicted model, not a curated record. Gene Ontology annotation, biological process: protein N-linked glycosylation. The coding region runs from base 1 to 1581 and encodes 526 amino acids. The transcript is spliced from 13 exons. Gene Ontology annotation, cellular component: endoplasmic reticulum membrane. Gene Ontology annotation, molecular function: dolichyl pyrophosphate Glc1Man9GlcNAc2 alpha-1,3-glucosyltransferase activity.